AUGUCCGCCUCGGCCUCGGGAGCAGCCUCGGAAGCCGACCCGCUCGAGCUCGAGUCGGUGCUGGCGUACGAGUGGAAGGCGCUGCGGCCGCUGCUCGAGUCGCAGCCGGACGCGGCUGCCGUGGUGGGCCCGGACCGGCCGCCGACGGUGGUACCUGCGCGGACCGAGACCUUCCGCGCCCUCAACUUUCACCCGCCGGCUGACUGGAAGGUGGUGGCGUUUGGGCAGAACCCGUAUCCGCGGCCGGCAUCGGCCGGUGGCAUCGCCUUUCUCGACGAGGCCGUCACCUCGUGGGCCCAGAAGGGCCUCUCGCCCUCGCUCCGCAACAUGCUCAAGAACAUCCUUGUCUCCGAAGGUAAGCUCGCUACGGACGCCCGCAUCGCAGACCUGCGCGCCUGCCUCCCCGAGCUCAACCUCCUCCCGCCGCGCCAGUGGUUCACACACACCAUCGUCCACGGCGUCUGCUGGCUCAAUACCUCGCUGACGUUCGACGCCGCCGCUGGCACCUCGCACGACGCCUUCUGGCGCCCCAUCAUAUCCGCCAUCGUCUCCACCAUCCUCACCGCCAAACAGGACCGGUUCAACGCCGCACUCCGCGAAGGCAACGCCGAAUCGCCAGGAAACAUCGGUGUGGUCUUUGUCCUCUGGGGCGCCCGCGCCCAGAAGCGCCUCAAGCCGCUCAUCAACUCGCUCGCCGCCCCGCUCUCCAUCCCGGUCCGCUUUGUCGAGGCCCACGUCCCGUCCGUUGAGACCUUUCACAACGUCGCCUCCUUUGCCGCUAUCAACGACGCCCUCGCCGAGCUCGGAACCGAGCCCAUCGACUGGCUCCCCACCGCAACAGACCGCCUCGUCUUCCGCAUCCCCUCCAUCUCAGACUCGGAGCGCUCGCUCCCGUCCCGCCUCCGCUCCGACAUCAAGCUCGGAAGCGAUGUCUCGUUUGUUCAGCAAGCCUCUUCCCGCGACGGCGAUGGCGGCGGCGACGAUGACGACGGCGACGGCGAUACGGUGCUCAUUGACGAGCACGCCACCCUUCCUCUUCCCACACCCCCGCAGGCUUCCUCCGCCUCGCACGCACCACCCGGCCCGUCGUCUCCGCCCGCUCCCGCUGCUCCCACUUCAGGCUUUCUCGCCAGCCUGGACAAGCUCAAGUUCAACAAGUCGCCGGCCAAGCGCGAGCGCAGAAUCGGACGCUCCAGUCCUCCCGCCGAGCCGCCGGCUAAGCGCAGGGUCGUCCCGACCGACAAACCGGCAUCGCCGCUCUCGCUCAUCGCACUCGAGACCGACCCAACCCACCUUGUGCUCGGAAAGCCGCUCGGCUCGGGCGGAUUUGUUAAGACCCUACACGAGGGAGGCGGCGAGAGCAAAGACGCGUUUCUGGCAGAGGUCUCGCUCCUCCUCAAGGUCCGCCACGAACACAUUGUGCGGAUCCUCGCAGUGUGUACCAAGGGGCCCCGUCCGUGCAUGGUGCUCGAGCUCCUGCCGCGAAACCUGUCUGCAGUGGUCCGCGAGGCUGCGGCGUCGCCGGCUGGCUUCCUUCCGCUCCCACGGGCGCUUGUCCUCCUCCGCGACGUCGCCGACGCGCUCCGCUUCCUCCACUCGAGGACGCCGCCGGUCCUCCACCGCGACCUCAAGCCGGCCAAUGUGCUGGUGACCGAGUCGUUCCGGGCUAAAGUCUGUGACUUUGGCAUCUCGCGCGAGAAGAUGGCGACCUGCGCGCCCGGUACCAUGUCCAAAGGCAUCGGCACGCCGGUGUACAUGGCACCCGAGAUGCUCGAGUCCAAGCCGUACUCGACCAAGCUCGAUGUCUACGCCUUUGCCAUGGUCAUGUACAACGUGCUUACUUGCAAACCGCCCUUUGCGGGCAUGGGCCACGACGGCGGCAAUCUCGACCCCGUCCAGGCCAUCGUCAAGGUCAUCACCUUUAACGCCCGCCCGCGCUGCGAUGCCGAGCUCUUUCCGCCGCAUCUGCCGCCGGGCGUUCUUACGUCCAUGUGUCGGGCUUGGGACCGCGAUCCUGACGCCCGCCCCGACUUUGACGAGCUCGUCCCGCUCUUUGACGAGUGGGUCGUUGCUUCCGCAGCUGCCAGCGUGUGA
Molecule: messenger RNA, 2094 nt
Organism: Thecamonas trahens ATCC 50062
Lineage: Eukaryota; Apusomonadida; Apusomonadidae
Product: TKL protein kinase
Exons: 2
Coding region: 1-2094 (697 amino acids)
Biological process (GO): protein phosphorylation
Molecular function (GO): ATP binding; protein kinase activity
Source: RefSeq, a predicted model, not a curated record